UUCUUUCACUUUUUGGACCACCCCUCUUCUCGUCUUCGGGUUUCUCAAUUAUAUAUUCCGAUUCCGACUCACUUCUCUAUACGCAUAUGCCUCCCCCCCACUCUCCCUGCGCCACGUUCACGGCGAACAUUAUUGGAAAGCUCGAAGAUGCGCAGUGCGCACCCCAACCCUCUCAAUUCGGUCAUGUCAUUUCUUAACUUGCCACCUUACCUUUUUCUGUCAUAAGCGGAAACCUUCACACUUUCGUCGAACUUGGCCGCUCCGUCCUCAAAUUUCACUGCCCAUUUUGACGCUUCUGUCUCAUCCAAAUUUGUUUCUCAGAUCCAGUUAUUUUACUGCAACUGCAAUUUUUAGCUGACAUUCCUGGAAUUAGCGCUAAUUCCUCUGUUAAGUUCAUUUCUAUGGCGUUUCGCUUCGUGUUGUGUUUGUUACUGGCGAAAGGCCUGGUGGAGGGUACGGUUGCGCUCACAUUUUCUUCCAAGCUGAUACACGUAUAUUCCGACGAGGCCAAGGCUGUCUGGGCUUCCAGAAGUAAGAAUCUCUCGGUUGAAUCGUGGCCCAAGAGGAAUAGCUCCGAGCAUUUCAGGUUGCUUCUGGGCAACGAUUUGACGAGGCAGAGGAUGAAGCUGGGCUCGCAGUAUGACUUUCUGUAUCCUUCUGAGGGAAGCGAGACAUUGUUCUUCGACAAUGAUCUAGAUUGGUUGCACUACACAUGGAUUGAUUUAGGGACUCCGAAUGUUUCUUUCCUUGUUGCAUUGGAUGCUGGAAGCGAUCUGCUUUGGGUCCCAUGUGAUUGCAUAGAAUGUGCUCCCUUGUCGGCUAAUUAUUAUAAUGGGCUGGACAGAGAUCUGAGCGAGUAUAGCCCAUCAUUGUCAAGCACCAGCAGACAUCUGCCUUGUAGUCAUCAGUUAUGUGAUCCAAAUUCCAAAUGCAAAAGUCCUAAGGAGCCCUGCUUUUACACUUCUCAGUACUACUCCACAAAUACCUCAAGUUCUGGACUUCUGAUUGAAGACAAACUGCAUUUGAAAUCAUACGGAAAACAUGUUGCACAAUCUUCUGUGGAAGCCUCAAUUGUUUUAGGUUGUGGUAGGAGACAAAGUGGUGACUAUUUAAAUGGAGCUGCUCCUGAUGGCGUCAUGGGGCUGGGACCCGGCAGCAUUUCAGUUCCAAGUUUGCUAGCAAAGGCAGGACUUAUUAAGGAUUCUUUCUCAAUUUGCCUUAAUGAGAAUGAUUCUGGCAGAAUUCUUUUUGGUGAUCAAGGGCAUGCUUCCCAACAAUAUACUCCAUUCGUGCCAGUUAAUGGGGAGUUUGUUGCUUAUGUUGUUGGGGUGGAGAGCUUUUGUAUUGGGAGUUCCUGUCUCAAGGAAACGGGGUUUCAGGCGCUCAUUGACACUGGCACUUCUUUCACAUAUCUCCCUGAUGAAGUUUAUAAAUUGGUUGUUUCAGAGUUUGACAAGGAAGUAAGCGCAUCUAGGGUUAAUCUCCGCCAAUACCCAUGGGAUUCCUGCUAUAAUGUCAGCUCGCAUGAGUUGGAUAACAUCUCAACAGUCAAACUCACUUUUUCUAAGAAUCAAACUUUUCGAAUUCAUAAUCCAAUGUUCACUUCUCCUUCCAACCAGGAUUAUACUAUCGCUUGUUUGACUAUACUGCAGACUGAUGACGAUUAUGGUACUAUCGGACAGAACUUCUUGAAGGGUUAUCACAUGACUUUUGAUAGGGAGAAUUUGCGGUUUGGUUGGUCAAGUUCCAAUUGUGAAGAUAACAUGGGAGAUAAAGCAAAUUUUACUGCACCAUGGAAUGGUGGGUCACCAAACCCUUUACCAGCCAAUCAGCAACAGAGUAUCCCUAAUACGCAUUCUGUACCACCGGCUUUUGCUGGACCGGCUUUGCCCAAACCCGCCGGAGCCCCACCCAGACGCAUGACGGCUGGCCAUUUUUUAAUUUUACUGUCACUUGCAUGUUCCGUUUUGUUCUGGGUAGCCCAUUAAGUCUAUCAUAUUCACCUGCAAUAUUGUGUUGUCUCUAGGCUCUGCUUUUCGUGUAGGAUGUGUUGUAUCUAUCGGGGGUUGUUGUGUAUUCUUCAGUUUUAGGCCUCUGUAAAAAUUGUCAUUUCAAUAUAUUAUCUUAUUCUAUA
Molecule: messenger RNA, 2134 nt
Organism: Neltuma alba
Lineage: Eukaryota; Viridiplantae; Streptophyta; Magnoliopsida; Fabales; Fabaceae
Product: aspartic proteinase-like protein 1
Exons: 9
Coding region: 402-1988 (528 amino acids)
Biological process (GO): proteolysis
Molecular function (GO): aspartic-type endopeptidase activity
Source: RefSeq, a predicted model, not a curated record